AUGGACUCCACGAUGAUCACGGAUACCUCAUGGGAAGACCUCGAACAACAAGCGACCGACACUGUGAUCCGCAUCACUACUCUAGAUGAUGAUGAUCCAAACAAACCGUUCUUCCAGAAAGAUCUGGGACAGCUCCGUUAUGUCCAAUUUCGAUUGAGCGGUGAUCCGGAAUACUUGGACGAGGCAGUAUCCUGGGCUAGGGAAGCAAUACAAUCAGUGCCGGCCGACACUCCGCUCCCUGGAGGGAGUUCCAUCACGCUUGUAACCUUGCUAUCUGCCAAAUACCAGCACACAAAAACCGAAGAAUUACAACAGUCCCUUCUGUUGAAUCAAGAAUUACACCUCCAGGUGUCCGAGGAGCUCUCCGACCAAAUUGAACAACUUUCCAUGGUCUUGACAGCUAUUCCAGAUGAUGAUGAGAAUCUACCGGCGUUUCAGAACCUCUUAGCGCAAAUGUACUUUGACCACAGCCUGCGAGCGGGAGAUGGACAAAGCUUCGACUCUGCAGCCAUGUUCGCCAAGAAGGCCUUGAAAUCGACGAUCAGAUCGGACAACAAUCGUGAGUCCUUCGAAAACCUUUACCGGAGGAUUUUGAUGCAUCAGAAAAUCGAUCAGGGAAUGAGCAUCUCAGACGCUAUGGAGCUCAGCCAUAAGCAAGCAAGAACCGUCGCUCGGGAUAUCCCCAACAGUAUCCUGUCGCUUUUCGACAAUCUAAAAAGCUUGGAUCACUUUAAGGAGAAGUUGAAGACCGUAGACUCAAUGGGAAGGGGGAUGACACUUUCCAAUGAGUAUGUUAGCAGUAGAGAUUCUGCUGUUAUAGACCGCGCGAUCAACACCUUCGAGAACUCGAUCAUCCAUGACGACUUGUCUGAUGAUACCCGCCGAGCAUGGAGACUCCAUGGUCUCUCCAAAUGUUUCGCACAGCGAUACGAGUUCGAAGGCCUCGAGGAAGACCUCCACAAAGCGUUAGAAUUCGCCGAAAAAGCCAAAAAGCUUGUUCCAGCGGACGAUUUGGAAAGGAAAAACAUCCUUCAGGGUUUGGGAGACCUCCAGCGGUCACUAUUCCAUCGGAACAGUCGGACUGAAUACCUUGAUAAGGCAAUUGAGAAUCACAGGGAGGCUGUGAGGUUGGCGCAGAACGACGACAGUGAUAGACCGGAAUUUGCCCUCAGCCUUGGCAUGGCACUCAAUGAUCAGUCCGAGCUCUUAAACAACCUGGAACAUCGCGAGGCCGCAGGGGAGAUGAUCCAACAAGCAAUCACCUUGGCGUCUGGCGACAGUGUGAAGAAAGGAUGUAUCAUGAGCGAGUACGCGGAUAUCCUCGAAGAUCGCUAUAACGAAACCAGCAACUUGGAUUACCUUGAGCUUGCAAUCAAAAAGGCUAUCGAAGCAAAGAAUCUACUGCCAGAGUGCCACCACGCCUUUCCUAGAGUCUGUUUUACUAUUGGAAAUCUACACCACGUCAAAUUUAAACGUCUCGAACGCGUCGAGGAUCUCGGAGAAGCCAUUACCUUCACACAACGGGCAGUUGAGAUGACCCCAGAGAAUAGACUUGAUCGAGGCAAAAUGGUGGUUGGCCUGGCACAACUACUUGGGAAGCUGUACGAUCUCACUGGGAACAUCGAAGAAUUGGAGACAGGCAUUCGGCUCAUUCGGGAAACAAUAUCAUCACUACCAGCGGAACAUAUCUCCAUUCCAGACAUGAAAAGGAGCCUCGGAGCAUUGUUCAUGAGCCGUAUGGGUGGCUUUGUGGGCCUUGCAAAGCUUGUCACCGGUCUUGAUAUUGAUCUAUCCACGUUGACCUCCAAACUCGAUGAUCUUGAUGAGUUGAUUAACUGUCAAGAGCAGACACUGAAAGCUCGUGAGCUCAGCCGCGAGGACCAGCAGUACGCAAUCAAAACUAAUCAUGGCUUCGCCGCCGAGAUUUGCACCCUUUCGAUCCAGCUUGGAAAUAUCGAAGAAGCUCUUCAGAGAGUUGAGUAUGGCCGUGGGUUGAUUCUGGGGCAUUUGAUCGACAGGAAAGACGAUCUUGCAGUCUUGCAGGAGAAGCACCCCGAUUUCGCCAGAAGAUAUCAAGAACUUCGCCACAAAGCUUUCCGACAAAUCGACGCCGAGAAGCUAAGUGAGAGCUGGGAGUCGAUGAUGGAAGACCGGAGAAAAGCUCAUGCGAUGAUGCAAGAGUGCGAAAAAGAAAUCCGUCGAAAUCCCGGUUUCGAAAACUUCCAGCAACCACCCCCUUUAGAAGAGCUUCAGAAAAGCGCAGCGGAUGGACCGAUCAUCGUCAUCAACAUCUCCAGUUCCAGUGCAGAUGCCAUCAUUCUUACAACGUCUCACUUGGAGGCUCUCUCACUUCCGGGUAUGACAGGAGAUGUCCCAGAGAUCUUUCAGCGGGUGCUUGGAAGGUAUAGGUCUGGUGUAAACACCUCUCUCGACCCAGGACGAAAUGUAGAGAAGGAUGUUGUUCUCGUAAGGCUCCAGGAGCUUGGUGCGUUGCCUGAGACCUCCGGCGACCCGCCACGUGUUUGGUGGAUAGGUUCAGGUGCAGCAAGCUCUCUCCCAUUCCACGCAGCAGGCGAUUUUGAUGAGAUUUGUCGACUUAAGUCCAGCCCAGAACAAGAUCUUGGGGGCCUUCGCCUUACCUGUAUGGACUGGGUUACACCAUCCUACGCACCGACCAUCAAGGCAUUGCAAUACGCGAGAACGCGAGCCGACAAGUUGAAUUUAGCGGAAAAGCCUUCUAUUCUUGUUGUUGCAAUGCCUGAAACGCCUGGCCAAUCCAAUCUGACCGGAGUUGUGGAGGAGAAAUUUGCCGUUCAAGAGUCUGCCAUCGGUUUCUGCGUUGAGAGCCCGCUCGAAUACCCUAGUACGGAUCAAGUCUUGGAGCGUCUUCAAGGUUCAUCGGUUGCGCAUUUUGCAUGCCAUGGCAUGUCGGAUUCUGCCAAUCCCGACGCUAGCCACAUCCUCCUCCAGAGACGCGAUUCGAGUGGCAAGAUUGUCCCGGACCAACUCACCGUCGGGGCAAUCCUGGACGCUACAACCCAGAGCGAGUCUGGAUCUUGGCUGGUGUACUUGUCCGCGUGUUCGACUGCCCAAGUCAAGGCCAAAAAUAUGGGAGAUGAGAAUAUUCACUUAGCAACUGAAGACAGUAUCUGUGUGGAGGUUGCACGACGCUUCUAUGAAGAACUCUCAAAGUAUUCCGGAGAAGAGCGUAAAUUUGCAGUGGCAUACGCUCUGCGUAAGGCAGUGAUGAGCGUCAGGAGCCAGCACUACCACGAUCCCGCCCUCUGGGCACCCUUCAUUCACUUUGGCGCGUAG
Lasiodiplodia theobromae is the source of this 3315-nucleotide messenger RNA. RefSeq lists its product as uncharacterized. Gene Ontology annotation, molecular function: protein binding. The transcript is spliced from 5 exons. The record is from RefSeq and is a predicted model, not a curated record. Bases 1 to 3315 code for a protein of 1104 amino acids. NCBI's taxonomy places the organism in Eukaryota, Fungi, Ascomycota, Dothideomycetes, Botryosphaeriales, Botryosphaeriaceae.